UGAUUCAAGUCUCAGUUUAGAGUUUGAUAAAUAUGUAGCAACGGCAGCUGAAAUGUGCUAAGGUGGUAAAUUAUUGUCCGUCGUUGACGCGCAAUCGUUCGCAACAGCUGUCUUGUUUAUAGCGCCGAAUGUGAUGCACUGUAUCAUUAAACAACCAGAACACGAACGCUGUCGUUUUCCGUAUCAAUGUGUCUUUAUGCAAGAAAUCGGAAAUAAUCCAUCGUUGGAUAUAAGGCAAAUGUAUCGGAAAUCCUUCGAGUAGCAUUUGGACUUUAAAACGUUGGAUUUUAUCGGUGCGUCAAUGUACAUUUGAGAAUUUAUUAGAAAUAAGAUAUAAUAAGGGGUCGUUCACAACUAACACGUGAUAGUGCUUUGACGCAGCGGUCCCGAGACAUGUUUUAAACAGUUGAAUUUCUUUUUAGUUGACACGUCGUCUAAAAACGCAGCGCUCCUGCGGCGCAACGGUCGAAGACACCCGGCUAGCGUCUAAUGUUAAUAUAUUGAAAACAAUAAAAUAAAAAAACAACAAGGACGGAUGCAAAAACGAGUUCGGGCGUGAACGGCCCCGAAGACUUGCAAGCUGUUUGGAUCGAGGGGGUAUAUACACUACCCCUAUCGCACAUAGACUGAAACGUCAUCAGCAUUUUCCUGUAUUUAAAUGAUCGAGAGAGGAGGUCAUUGCUGAAAUAAGGAAGAACGCCGGGUAUUAAGAGAAACUGAGAGAGUUACACACACAUCAAGAUUUACUAGAUUAGACUACAUAAAUGGGGGAUUACGGCUUUGGAGUCCUGGUUAAAAACAACGCUGCAAACAAAUCAGUUUUCCCAGUAAGAAUUCAUCCACACCUACAGCAUACGGUCCACCACCAGACAGCUCCUCCAAGCCCCCCGGCUUUCAUCAGUAACAACAACACUACCAAUGGUGGAAGCAUCGGGUCCACUUGGCUCUUCCCGGCUGUGACGACCCUUUCUACCAUGCAAGAUGAUAUUUUGGAGUCCGAGACAUCCAAGACUGAGCAAGAGAGUCACGAAGGACAAGACAAGCAGGCACUCUCUCCAUCAGGUCACCAAGAAACACCAGGAAACAUAUCAGAGUUGGACAACACCAUGCCAGAGGAGAAUCAGCUGGAAAACGGGACCAUGGAGAACACUAAUGGAAAGGAGGGUCUGCGGCUUGAAUCUCCAGCAUUAUCAGGGUUUGACUAUCAGGAGACGUCUGGCAUUGGUACUUUAACCCAGUCCAGUAGCUCUUCCUCAUCAUCUCUUACUGGGUUUAGCAGCUGGUCCACUGCUAUUCCCCCCAAUGCCUCCAACUUGAUAGAAGAAGUUGGCUUUUUCAAUCAGGCUACUACUACUAACAAUGCUCCUUCACCGCUGCUAUUUCAAAGUUUCUCUCACCACACCAGUACAGGUUUUGGGAGUAAUUUCUCCCACCAGAUGGGGCCACUAUCUCAGCACCAUCCAUCUCCUCAUCCUCACUUCCAGCACCCUCAUAAUCAGCACCGCAGAUCCUCACCCAACCCCCAUCCACCGCCCUUCUCCCACCGCAGUGCUGCUUUCAACCAGCUUCCCCAUUUGGGGAAUAACCUUAGCAAGCCUCCUUCCCCUUGGGGAAGCUAUCAAAGCCCCUCCUCAACCCCUUCUUCAACUUCUUGGAGCCCAGGUGGAGGGUAUGGAGGCUGGGGAGGCUCUCAGGGCCGGGAGUAUCGCAGGGGGCUGAAUGGAGGUGUGAAUCCCCUCAACUCUAUCUCACCUUUAAAGAAGUCUUUCCCAAAUAACCAGACCCCCAUGCAGAAGUAUCCCCGCAACAACUCCAGUUUCAACACUAAACCCUGGAUGGAGGAUGCCAUUAAUCGCAAUGAUAGCAUCUUUCCAUAUCAGGAUCGCAGUCGGUCCUUUGAUGGCUUCAGCAUGCACUCCCUUGAGAACUCGCUGAUUGACAUCAUGAGAGCUGAGCAGGAUUCCUUGAAAGCAAGGAAUUAUGGAAGGCAACGAGGUCACUCAUCCUUGUUUCCCAUGGAGGAUGAGCGGCAUUUUGGAGAGGAUGAGCGAUCUGAUCAGAGCCUGAGUGGUCUGGGAUCCCCACAUAGUUUCCCUCACCAGAAUGGUGAUCGCAUUGAGCGGUAUUCUCGCAAAGUCUUUGUUGGUGGUCUACCUCCAGAUAUAGAUGAAGAUGAGAUAACUGCAAGUUUCCGACGCUUUGGACAUCUGUUUGUGGACUGGCCACACAAAGCAGAAAGUAAAUCUUACUUUCCACCAAAAGGGUAUGCAUUUCUGCUGUUCCAAGAUGAGAGCUCUGUCCAGGCCCUGAUUGAUGCCUGUAUGGAAGAGGAUGGGAAGCUUUAUCUUUGUGUCUCUAGUCCUACAAUCAAAGACAAACCAGUACAGAUACGACCCUGGAAUCUAAAUGACAGUGACUUUGUGAUGGAUGGCUCUCAGCCCCUUGACCCCAGGAAGACCAUCUUUGUUGGGGGAGUUCCACGACCUCUACGAGCUGUGGAGCUCGCAAUGAUUAUGGACAGACUCUACGGUGGGGUGUGCUAUGCUGGCAUUGACACAGACCCUGAGCUGAAGUAUCCUAAAGGGGCUGGACGGGUGGCCUUUUCCAAUCAGCAGAGCUACAUUGCUGCUAUCAGUGCUCGCUUCGUACAACUGCAACAUGGAGAGAUCGAUAAACGGGUGGAAGUGAAGCCAUAUGUACUGGAUGACCAGCUGUGUGAUGAGUGUCAGGGCACACGUUGUGGGGGCAAGUUUGCACCUUUCUUCUGUGCUAAUGUCACCUGUCUCCAGUACUACUGUGAAUACUGCUGGGCAGCCAUUCACUCACGUGCUGGACGGGAGUUCCACAAGCCUCUAGUGAAGGAGGGAGGGGACCGGCCUCGUCACAUCUCUUUCCGCUGGAACUGAUUCUGGAGGUCAAGGCUGUGCUAUUCGUAUAAAUGCACUUUUCAUUUUGCUAUGUCCUUUUUAUUUAGUUAUUUUUAAGUCUACAUUUUUUUUAUUUAUUCUUAAGUUUUAAAAGAUAUUGCAGAAGAGAAUGCUAAAAGAAAAUGGUAUAAUCCUGAUUUUUGUUAAAAAGCUACAUUGGUGCGCAUGAAGACUUGAAUGCAUUAGAUUUAAAAAAUAUAGAUGUAUAGCCUGACUUCACUCUGGAUUACUGUUUUAUCUUUAUUCUUCUGGGGCCUCAUCUUCUGUUUGUAAUGGGUCACAUUUUCACUUAGAAGGCCAUGCACAAAGAGGAGGCAGGAAAUGAAAAGACUUAUGUCCAUUGUGUGACUGAUGUCAAUGUUUACUUUUUCAGUGACUAAUCUUAAAUGGUUGCAUGGCAAAUGUGGGAUCAUAGUUACUACUUUCAACAAUAUACACAGCAACAUGGCUUCUUACAGGAGACCAGGUUUUUGCUGGAUGAUUAACAUGAUUCUAACAUGUGAGGCAAGCUUCAUAUGUUUAGAAAGACAUCUGUUUAAAAAAUCUAACAAACUAAUGGCUAACUUUGAGCAAAUCAAGCAUAGCCACAACAAGAUCUGAGGCAGGCAAAAGGACAACAACUAAGAAGUGUAGAGACACAGGGAUAUGGUUUGGGAUGAUGUGUCUUGCCUUGUUACACAGGUUUAGUAAUGCAAACCAAAGAUGAGCUUUUGCGAUAUCAUAAAUGUACGUGGUUUGGUAGACAAGAAAAAAAAAAAAUUAUUAUUGUAAUGGUUUUGGCAGUAACUUUGGCUCAUUUGUCAGGGAUAUUGUGUUAAACUCCACAUUGUAGUAUUUACUAAUAAAAAAUUACCAUGUGUUGCAUUGAUAGUGUUUUAAUGCAUGGGUUUUGCCAUGGGUUUAUUGGUGUUCUAACUGAGCAUCGCAGUAGCUGAGCACAUUUAAAAGAAUUUGAAAAAUAUUAUUUUAUACAUGGUCUGCUGAUUUUUGUACUGUGUUUUAUAGCUAAUUAUUUUGUCAUGGCAUAAGAAAACAUUAUGCACUACUUUUCUAAAUAUUGUUUGCCAAGUAAACUUUUUUUCCACAAAUGGUUGUGAUAACUUGUUUUGUUUUUUUUUCCUUUUGUUUUUUUUUACUUGUUGGAUAUAGAUUUUGUACCUUUUUGUUACUAAGAGAUCUGAUUAUGACAAAUGUACCUUAAGGAAAAGAAAAAGCUAAUGUAAUUUUUUUGGUUUAAGAUUGUAUGUAUUCAUGCACUGAACCUAAAUUGUCACAUUUUAUGUGACUAUUGUUGAAACAAAUAUCUAAUAUUUGCAAAAUGCAAACAGUGUUCUUUUCUGUCUUAAUGGACAAAGUAAAAAUUGAAACUAGCAUGACAAAAAAAAAAAAAUCCUUAAUGGUGGUACAUGUAGAAAUCGAGUACCUACCUGCUAUCACUUAUGAGAAUGAUGAUCCUUCCCUUAUUAUUGGCUCUAGCAAAUAAUGAACAAUGUAAAUUAGGGUAAUUUUAGGAUGCACCUUGUAUCACAAUGUUGAAUGUUCCAUGUUGAAAUAAUAAUGUUUAUUAUUAUGUAUAAUCCUGAGAAGCAACACUGUUAAUUUAGUUUUUAGGUGUGCAUGAGCUGAAUUUGGUAUGGGUGUUUAUAAUUUUCAUUUUAAUAAUAGUUUUGUUUCAGCCCAGAUGGUGGUCUAUAGAACAUAUUUUAUGUACCUUACCCAUGCACACGCUGUGCAUAGUCCUUUACUGUGUACUAGUUCGCCAAGAAAAUUAAGCAAACAUGAACGCUGAUGGAAAGACUUGGGUUAUUAAACGCGUAUUGAUAAAGGGUUUACUUGAAUACAUUUUCAAAAUUUUGACCGCGAGAUCAGUGCAAUACUUUUUUCCAGAGAUAUUUAGUAUACUUCUAAUAUAAUCAUAUACUGUAUGUGCAAACCAAUUAAUUCCAACCUGUCUCACCUCAUAAUAUCACUGUUAGCGAUUAUAACCUUUAACGUUCUGAUUUAUAUAGUAAACUAUACCACUGAAAUUGCAGGUGUUUAUACUUUUAUGUAUUCACAUAUUUUCUUACUUGAUUUCAUGCUACUGUGAUUACAAUGUAAAUAUUAAGUGAAUAAUGUUUUAAUCAUUUACUGAUAUUUUUUUAAUUGGAAUGUAAUACUUGUCAUUUUGAUUAUAGAUUUUGAUCAGUAAAUCAGUACACUUAUUAGAUUUUAUAGUUUUAAUAAUCACUAUAUUGUGCUUCAUGUCUACAGAAGAAAAAUAUUAGAAUAUUCUCUACGUAACUGAUUAUUUAAAUUUUACAUAGUUUAUAACAGUGUAUGGGAAGGUGUAUUUAUCAAUAGAUGUUUAUAAGAGGAAUGUUUUUUUUUUGUUGUUAUUUUUUUGCUAUUUCAUUUAUAAGUUUUAAUUUUAUAUUUUAAAUCCAUAUGGAGUUAUGUAAAGGAAAAUAUCAUUUAAAAGUUGGGUUAGUCAUACAUGUGCUUUGGUAGUUGAGUCUUAAUUAUUUGCAGUUAAAUAUUUACAACAGAAUGCUUAAUUUGAAAGUAUAUGUAAUGUGAAAUGUUGAAUGAAUAAACUUGAU
Molecule: messenger RNA, 5509 nt
Organism: Xyrauchen texanus (razorback sucker)
Lineage: Eukaryota; Metazoa; Chordata; Actinopteri; Cypriniformes; Catostomidae
Product: cytoplasmic polyadenylation element-binding protein 4
Exons: 10
Coding region: 765-2906 (713 amino acids)
Biological process (GO): negative regulation of cytoplasmic translation
Cellular component (GO): neuron projection; nucleus; synapse
Molecular function (GO): mRNA 3'-UTR binding; ribosome binding; mRNA regulatory element binding translation repressor activity
Source: RefSeq, a predicted model, not a curated record